AUGGCAGAAGAGCAGAGAGCCUUCAUCCCGCCCAAGCGGCCAAACACUGAUUAUCCUGUUAUUGACACUGACCCUCACUGGAGACGAGCAUUUGGCUAUGCCAGGCCUGAAGAUUGGACGUACGGAGCCGGAGUUGCAGCCAUAGGACCCGCCUUCAUGCUCAUGACCGAACGAUAUGCCCCGUCUUUCGCCGGCAAAGGCGCAUUCCCUCCUGUCUUCAGACUGAGUGUCGGCAUCGGUCUACUCGCCGGUGCUGGCAUGGUAUACCAGCGAAGUUGCCUCCGAUUUUACGGCUGGACUGAGAAUGACCGAGAAGUUAAGAGAGACAUGAGAGAAAUGGUCGAAAAGGUCAAGAAGGGCGAGCCAUUGUAUGGCGUGAGCGACCUCAGUGAAUACCACCAGGGUGUUGCGGCACGGAAUAGCAGAUACUCGGCCUUACUAGCACACAUUGUUCCUUGGGCAAACUUCGUCAAUCACAACCAGCACGGUGUGGACACCGCCAAAUAUUAUCAGCAAGCCGAACGAGAGCUAGAAGCUUCGCGAUUAUCGAAACAGAGUCGGUAA
Exophiala aquamarina CBS 119918 is the source of this 564-nucleotide messenger RNA. Its product is annotated as NADH dehydrogenase. The record is from RefSeq and is a predicted model, not a curated record. Lineage: Eukaryota; Fungi; Ascomycota; Eurotiomycetes; Chaetothyriales; Herpotrichiellaceae. The transcript has 5 exons. Bases 1 to 564 code for a protein of 187 amino acids.